Molecule: messenger RNA, 1416 nt
Organism: Eriocheir sinensis (Chinese mitten crab)
Lineage: Eukaryota; Metazoa; Arthropoda; Malacostraca; Decapoda; Varunidae
Product: serine/threonine-protein phosphatase 6 regulatory ankyrin repeat subunit B-like
Exons: 5
Molecular function (GO): protein binding
Source: RefSeq, a predicted model, not a curated record
AUGCAGGGAAGUGUUGAGUGUGUGACUGCUCUCAUGCCCUCCAGUGACCUUAACGCCAAAGACAAUGUUUGGUUUGGGAGUGCUGAGUGUGUGUCUGCCCUCAUACCCUCCAGUGACCUUAACGCCAAGGACAAGGAUGACCGCACACCCCUCCACUUGGCUAACGAGGAUGUGCUGAGUGUGUCUGCGCUCAUGGCCUCCAUUGACCUUAACGCAAAGGACAAGUAUGGCUGCACACCCCUCCACUUGGCUGCUGAGCUGGACAGUGCUGAGUGUGUGUCUGCCCUCAUGCCCUCCAUUGACCUUAACGCCAAGAACGAGGAUGGCCGCACACCCCUCCACUUGGCUGCUAUGCAGGGAAGUGUUGAAUGUGUGACUGCCCUCAUACCCUCCAGUGACCUAAACGCCAAGGACAAGGAUGGCCGCACACCCCUCCACUUGGCUACUGAGCUGGGCAGUGCUGAGUGUGUGUCUGCCCUCAUGCCCUCCAAUAACCUUAACGCCAAAGCCACGGCUGGCAGCACACCCCUACACUUGGAUGCUAGGCGGGGCAGUGCUGAGUGUGUGUCUGCCCUCAUACCCUCCAGUGACCUUAACGCCAAGAACGAGGAUGGCCGCACACCCCUCCACUUGGCUGCUGAGUGGGGCAGUGCUGAGUGUGUAUCUGCCCUCAUACCUUCCAGUGCCUUUAACGCCGAAGACAAGGAUGGCCGCACACCCCUCCACUUGGCCGCUACGCGGGGCAGUGUUGAGUGUGUGUCUGCCCUCAUACCCUCCAGUGCCUUUAACGCCAAAGACAAGGAUGGCCGCACACCCCUCCACUUGGCUGCUAUGCAGGGAAGUGUUGAGUGUGUGACUGCCCUCAUGCCCUCCAGUGACCUUAACGCCAAAGACAAGUAUGGCCGCACACCCCUCCACUUGGCUGCUAGUGUUUUAUUUGGGAGCGCUGAGUGUGUCUCUGCCCUCAUACCCUCCAGUGACCUUAACGCCAAGGACGAGGAUGGCCGAACACCCCUCCACUUGGCUGCUAAUCUUAACGCCAAGGACAAGGAUGGCCGCACACCCCUACACUUGGCUGCUGAGCUGGGCAGUGCUGAGCGUGUGUCUGCGUUUAUAUCCUCCAAUGACCUUAACGCCAAUGACAAGGAUGGCUGCACACCCCUCCACUUGGCUGCUAGGCGGGGCAGUGCUGAGUGUGUGUCUGCCCUCAUAUCCUCCAGUGCCUUUAACGCCGAGGACAAGGAUGGCCGCACACCCCUCCACUUGGCUUCUAUGCGGGGAAGUGUUGAGUGUGUGUCUGCCCUCAUACCCUCCAGUGACCUUAACGCCAAAGACAAGAAUGGCCGCACACCCCUCCACUUGGCUGCUGAGGAUGGCAGUGCUGAGUGUGUGUCUGCCCUCAUACCCUCCAGUGAC